GCGUGCUGGCCGGUGUUGUGCCUCCGCAGGUUUGGAAGUUAGUGGCCGGAGGGGCCUGGUCCGGAUACUGCUAUUGUCCCCUUUUUUUCCCGACCUUCCUCCGAGACUAUUCUUCCUUUGCAGCCUCCUUCCACACCCCGGGCUGCCUCUGGGACUCAUGAACUACCCUUAGAAAAAAGGCUCUCAGAAGGUUCAUCUGUUAAGAAGAUAAAGAAGGUAGUGGACGCAGAGCCUCCUAAGCUUUUCAGGCCCUAAAUGGCUGAAGAAUUUAGAAAGCUUUCAGCCUCAUCUCCACCAGAUCAGGCUCCUGAAGAGGACCUUGUAAUUGUCAAGGUAGAGGAGGAUCAUGGUUGGGACCAGGAAUCUAGUCUGCAUGAAAGUAACCCUCCUGGCCAAGAACUGUUCCGCUUGCGCUUCAGGCAGUUAUGUUACCAGGAGACACUAGGACCCCGAGAAGCUCUGAUCCAACUCCGGGCACUCUGCCAUCAGUGGCUGAGGCCAGAUUUGAACACCAAGGAGCAGAUCCUGGAGCUGCUGGUGCUGGAGCAGUUCUUGACCAUCCUACCUGAGGAGCUCCAGACUCUGGUUAAGGAACAUCAGCUAGAGAACGGAGAGGAGGUGGUGACUCUGUUAGAGGAUUUGGAAAGGCAGAUUGAUAUACUGGGACGACCAGUCCCGGCUCGUGUACAUGGACAUAGGGUACUCUGGGAGGAAGUGAUACAUUCAGAAUCUACACCAGAGGCUCCAAGUACUCAGCUCCAACCUGUGGCAAUCCAGCAUAAAUCUCCAGUGUCCCAAGGGCCACAAGAGAGAGCCUUAUCUGCUUCUCAGAGUCCCACUCCUUCCCAGAAAGGAAGUUCUGGAGACCAGGAAAUGACAGCUACACUUCUAAGAUCAGGGUUCCAGACUUUGGAGAAGAUCGAAGACAUGGCUGUGUCUCUUAUUCGAGAAGAGUGGCUUCUUGAUUCAUCACAGAAGGAUCUGAGUAGAGCUAACAAGCCAGAGAAUUACAGAAACAUGUUCUCCCUGGGUGGUGAGACCAGGAAUGAGAACAGGGAAUUAGCUUCAAAACAGGUAAUAUCUACUGGAAUCCAACCACAUGGAGAGACAGCUGCCAAAUGCAACGGGGAUGUUAUCAGGGGUCUUGAGCAUGGAGAAGUCCGAGACCUUCUGGGCAGAUUAGAGAGGCAGCGGGGAAAUCCUACACAAGAGAGACGACAUAAAUGUGAUGAAUGUGGGAAAAGCUUUGCUCAAAGCUCAGGCCUUGUUCGCCACUGGAGAAUCCACACUGGGGAGAAACCCUAUCAGUGUAACGUGUGUGGUAAAGCCUUCAGUUACAGGUCAGCCCUUCUUUCCCAUCAGGAUAUUCACAACAAAGUAAAACGCUAUCACUGUAAAGAGUGUGGUAAAGCCUUCAGUCAGAACACAGGCCUGAUCUUGCACCAGAGAAUCCACACUGGGGAGAAGCCAUAUCAGUGCAAUCAGUGUGGGAAGGCUUUCAGUCAGAGUGCGGGCCUUAUUCUGCACCAGAGAAUCCACAGUGGGGAGAGACCUUAUGAAUGUAAUGAGUGUGGGAAAGCUUUCAGUCAUAGCUCACACCUCAUUGGACAUCAGAGAAUCCACACUGGGGAGAAGCCCUAUGAGUGUGAUGAGUGUGGGAAAACCUUCAGACGGAGCUCACAUCUUAUUGGCCAUCAGAGAAGCCACACUGGGGAGAAACCCUACAAAUGCAAUGAGUGUGGGAGGGCUUUCAGUCAGAAGUCAGGCCUUAUUGAACAUCAGAGAAUCCACACUGGAGAAAGACCCUAUAAAUGUAAAGAAUGUGGGAAAGCUUUCAAUGGGAACACUGGUCUCAUUCAACAUCUGAGAAUCCACACAGGGGAGAAACCCUAUCAAUGUAAUGAGUGUGGGAAAGCCUUUAUUCAGAGGUCAAGUCUCAUUCGACAUCAGAGAAUCCACAGUGGUGAAAAAUCUGAAUCCAUAGGAGUUUACGAAAAGCUUCAAUCAUAGUUUGAGCAUUAUUCAACGUUAGAGGGUGAGAGAUCUUUAGUAAAAAGGCAGAAAGUUUAUCAUCGUGGCAACUUUAGUGUCAGAAUCUAUAGUGGUGGCAAAGUUAGAAUAGCUCUUCAAUAGUUUGGGCCCUGUGCCUUGAUGCACAUUGAUUAGCUUGACUGUCGUUGGAGGUACCUAGUGGAUUGGCACUCCUGAUGGCCUGAUGUAUCCUUUAGAAAUUUAACAUAGUAUUAGCGCAAGUUGCUUGUCAUGACUUGAGGCACUUAACUUUGUCUUUUGGGUGAGUAGCUAUAGGUUUGAAAGUGGCUGCUACUCCUAGUUCCUCUGUUUCCUCCCAUCUCCCGUGAAGCCUUUCUCCCAUUUAUUCCCCUAGGGGUGCCCUUGUACUCCCAAUCUGAUCUAAAAAGCUGCUCUAGAGUCCAUAGCAGCCUGUAUGUGAAACUUAUAUUUAGCUUUUUAAGAUCCCAGUUUUAGGAACAUUUUUAUAGACACUUAAUGUAUUUAUGCUUAAGUGUCCAAUUUUUUAUUCUAAUGUUCCUUAUAGUCAGUGGAAAUCCGUAUUCCCAUGCAGACUCAGAAUGCUAUAUUUUUAACAGCACCCAAGCAUUUUACUUCAUAUAUCUCCUUCACUGACUCCACUCAGUCAUUAAGCAUCUGUAUGUAUCCUUCAUUGCCCCCAGUCCUCGUACCUGUGUGAGCAAAGGAAGUGGACACAUUUACUAGUGGUUAUGGGAGUGAAGCAGAGAAAGAGGUGAGUGGAGACUCAGCCCAGCUGCUCUUAAGCUUGGAUAGUUGUCGCUGUCAGUGACUUCUGACUCUCCUUCCACCUCCCCACUGUACACUGUGGUACAAGUAGAUAUUGUGUUAUCCUAGUUAUAGCAUCAGAUAGGAGGAGGAAGAGACAGAGGUGCUUGAAAAAGACAUAAAAAUCCUUAAAAAGAAUGUACUUUAUCCCUUUAGGCCCAUUAUAGUACUGGUCUCUCAGGUUCCUAUGAGCCUGCACAAGCUCCCUGACUAGAUGGUCUGUCACACUUGUCAUUACCUUGGACCCACCUCCUUAGAUGGCCUCAGCACCUCACUCAUUAUUCUCCAUCUAUUUCUUACUAUCAGUUUAUAUAAUUUUAAUAUCCAUAGUGGUAAUCUAAUACCUCACAAUUCCUCAUUCUUGUGAAUUCUGGUAUACUCUAUCUAUAAUCCAUGAACGUAAUCUACCAACAAAGACAAACUAAUUAAACUCAUUAGCACCAGGCACUAUGUUUCAUCUUUGAGGUAUUCCAAGGAAUACUGUAUAAAGUAAUGAGGCUGGUUUAAAGUAACAUGCUAGAACUUAUGCAUCGAAUAUGGGUUAACCUUUAAAUUGGAUAGUUCUUAUUAUUCCAAAGUACUAUUCUAGUAGUGCUACUGAUCCUCAAAAUAUUUGGAAUAUUCUUAGAAUCCCCAUAUAAUAAACCAUAAAAGAAAACCCUCUAUUACUGUUACUUAGAAUUGAAUAAUUUUUGGUUUUCUAAAAUUAACUCUCAGAGUUGAAAUUGAUUCUAUUAAGCCUAUUCAGAAAACUAUUUAGAUUCUGAUGAAAACUCCACAAUAGCACACUGAAAAGGGAUAACAAUCAUUAUUUUAUGAUUGAUGGAUUAAAAAAUUCAAUCAUAAAACCUUAACUCAUAGAGGUCCACAUUUUGGAUCAUAAAUUGCUUCCCUAUAGCCCCCCUUUUCUACCUACCUGUGGCCCACUUUGACUAACAACAUCAAGGUUAUCUACAUCUAUUUCAUUGAGCUAUUGGUGAAAGAAGCCACCCAUCACUUAUCUUGAUUUGCAAUCCUUUCCAUUAUCCUUUAUUUUCUUAUCCUCUUUUUUUUUUGACCUGUAGGUUACCAUUCCUAAUUCCCUUGUACUUGAAAUUUAAGGAAACCAGAAACAAGUAAAUCUGGUUGUGUCUAGGUCCUUGCUGUCUGCUUCAGUUGUGCCUUACCCUCUGUAAAAUACUGACUCUGCCUGGGGCCAGUACUACCUUGUAUGCAAAUAUUACAUACGAGGGGUACAUUGUCAGAGGGAAAAUACGCAGGUAUGUGCAUGUGUAAGUACACACACACUCCUCCCAUAUGCUUUAGAGAAACACUUGCCUUCUAUUCCAUUGAAGUGCUCUCUUAGUAGAGCAACAUAUUGAAAUGUCUGUAGAUAUACAGGCUAAUAAUGUCUUUUUAUGCAUCAGUGUCCAGAGUAAUAUGUACCAGAUUACUUAAAUCUCAGAAUUACUAAACAUCUGGCAGAAAUUCAGAGAAAAGAAAUGAAGAUGUAUAGAAAAAUUACUGUUACACUGGAGUGAGUGUAAAAAAAGACUGUUUCUUGAAAAAAAUAUCAAAGAUAAUUCAGCACAUGUAUAGAAAUAGCCAAGUGGUGUAAGACAAUAGAAAAGGCUGUAGAUUCUUUGAGGACAUAAGUAGAAGUCAUUCUUAGUAUAUAGUUCUCACUCUUAGCACUAGAAUAUUAUUGAUCAGUCUCUAUGACAUUAUUUUGAGCUCUUACCUGAAUGAUGUGCAUUAAAGCUCACUUACCCUGCAGAUUGUUUUUAUGCUUUUAAUCUGAAAUGGACUAUUCACCUCUCUUCUCCCAUCCUCAGCUUCUUCUUUUUAGGACCUAAGGUGGUUCUUCCAUAACUCUUUGGCCAUCCAACAUAGUCAUAGGAGAGGUAUCUUAGGUUUCAAAGAUUUUUCUCCAUGGAGCAAAGUGGCAGUACUAGAGUGUGGUGGUUGAUUCCCAUACAAGAGCAUUUAGCUUUACUCUUGGUUCUGAGUCUCCAAAUAAUAAUAGCUGACAUUUAUUGAUCACUUACUGUGUGACAAACUCUUCUGUUAAGCAUUUCUCAUGCUUCUGAUAGGUAUUAUUAUAUCCCCCAUUUUAUAGAUAAAGAAACUAAGGCUUUGAGGGUUGAGUGAGUUGAUCAAUAUCACACAACAAGUAAGUGAUAGAAAAGAUUCAAACCUAUAGAAUCUGAUUCUAGAGCAUGUACUUCUGACUACUGUGCUAUGCUGGCUAUAAUAAACACCAUAACUCUGGCCAUCUGUUUAAAAAUAUGUAUCCCUGGUCAUGAGGUUGAAAAUGCCAUUUAGGGUUAUAAUUAUAUCAUCUUCAAAUGUUGACACUUUGUAGUACUAGAAAGCUGAAUUAUGUGAAUAAAAUAUGUUUAAAAGAGUAACUGGGAGGAUAACGCAGUAAUAACUUGCAGAUUUAAAUAUAUUUCUCUCUAAACUGCCUAAAGGAAAGUAGAAUUGUGGAGAAAAAUGAAAUAUCCAUGUACCAGGCCAGGCAGAUGGGCAGUUAGGAUGACAAUAGUAAGUUUAUCUACAGCAUAAAAUGUGAAAAACCUUCAAUCUCGUUGCCCUUUUCUGUUUCUCUUCUGUCAUUUCUGGUUUUUCAAACAUGUCAUCUAUUUUUCAGCCCCAUUUUCUUAUUAAUCUCUUAAAACUUCUCCUUA
Microcebus murinus (gray mouse lemur) is the source of this 5486-nucleotide messenger RNA. RefSeq names its product zinc finger with KRAB and SCAN domains 8 (gene ZKSCAN8). Gene Ontology annotation, molecular function: RNA polymerase II cis-regulatory region sequence-specific DNA binding; DNA-binding transcription factor activity, RNA polymerase II-specific. NCBI's taxonomy places the organism in Eukaryota, Metazoa, Chordata, Mammalia, Primates, Cheirogaleidae. The record is from RefSeq and is a predicted model, not a curated record. Gene Ontology annotation, biological process: regulation of DNA-templated transcription.